This is a messenger RNA of Vitis vinifera (wine grape), 2420 nucleotides long. RefSeq names its product putative pentatricopeptide repeat-containing protein At1g02420. The transcript has a single exon. The record is from RefSeq and is a predicted model, not a curated record. Gene Ontology annotation, molecular function: protein binding. The coding region runs from base 269 to 1849 and encodes 526 amino acids. NCBI's taxonomy places the organism in Eukaryota, Viridiplantae, Streptophyta, Magnoliopsida, Vitales, Vitaceae.
CAUAAUUCGCAGAACGGUGUCGUUUCAUGGAGAUGCAGUUGAACCCUAUUCGAUUCUCUCCAUGCCGUCCAACCCUAUUCGAUUCUCCGAAAAUACUGUCAUUCCGAACUAGAAACACGCCCUCUUUCUAUCUGAAAUUCAAUUUUGCUUGUGGAUUAUCAAUUAAUCACUGGUAACCGCGUCUAGGAUUCUCUUAUUUCAACAUAACUCUACAGAUUUCUCAUCCGAAUUGCUAAAUCAAAACAAAGAUCUCGAUCGAAUUGGAGUAAUGAAUCAUAGAGCCAUAAUGAUGAUUCUGAAGCCCCUUUCUCUUCAAUCUUCAUCAAGGUACGCUCCUUCCAUCUCCACUAUAGGUCUGAACUCAAAUCCCCAAAACCCCAGUUCAGUAUUCUCUCGAUUGUACUGGUCUGAAACCAUAGCCGAAACCACAGUCGACAACGGCGAUGUUGAAACAGUUUUCCGAAUAGUCAGUAGCGCUUCAUCAACUCGGAACUUGAAACAAUCUCUGAAAUCGAGCGGAGUGUUCCUCUCAAACGAUUUGAUCGAUAAAGUUCUGAAAAGGGUCAGAUUCAGCCAUGGAAACCCUUUUCAAGCUUUGGCUUUCUUCAAUUAUACCAAUAAGAGGAAAGGGUUUUACCACACUCCGUUCUCGUUGGACACAAUGCUCUAUAUCUUAGGAAGAAGCCGUAGAUUUGAUCAAAUUUGGGAGCUUUUGGUUGAUAUGCGUAGAAAGGACCAAUCUUUGAUAUCGCCGCGUAGUGUUCAGGUGGUUUUAGGUAGAAUUGCCAAGGUCUGCUCGGUGAAGCAGACAGUGGAGUCGUUUAGGAAGUUCAAGAAACUGGUUCCGGAGUUCGAUACUGCUUGUUUCAACGCUUUGUUGAGAACUCUAUGUCAAGAGAAGAGUAUGAGAGAUGCGAGGAAUGUGUAUCACAGUUUGAAGCAUGAUUUUCGGCCAGAUUUACGAACUUUUAAUAUACUUUUAUCUGGGUGGAAGUCUGCAGAGGAGGCUGAGGGCUUCUUCGAUGAGAUGAGAGAAAUGGGGGUUGAACCCGAUGUUGUUUCCUAUAAUUGUUUGAUUGAUGUCUACUGCAAGGGGAGGGAGAUAGAGAGGGCGUAUAAGGUGAUUGAUAAAAUGCGAGAUGAGCAGAUAUCACCGGAUGUGAUAUCUUAUACUAGUAUUAUCGGAGGUUUGGGGUUGGUGGGUCAGCCGGACAAAGCUCGGGAUGUUUUGAAGGAAAUGAAGGAGUAUGGAUGUUACCCAGAUGUUGCUGCAUACAAUGCAGCUAUCAGGAACUUCUGCAUUGCAAAUAGGCUUGGUGAUGCUGACGGUUUGAUGGAUGAGAUGGUUGGUAAGGGUUUGAGUCCUAAUGCCACUACUUACAAUUUGUUCUUUAGGUGUUUUUAUUGGUCCAAUGAUUUGGGGAGGUCAUGUGGUUUGUAUCAGAGGAUGAAAAAGACUGGGUGCUUGCCAAACACUCAGUCUUGUAUGUUCCUAACCAGGUUGUUUAGAAGGCAGGAGAAGGUGGAAAUGGCGCUUGAGCUUUGGAAUGACAUGGUGGAGAAGGGUUUUGGGUCUUAUAUUCUGGUGUCUGAUGUGUUGUUUGAUAUGCUUUGUGACAUGGGGAAGCUGGUGGAGGUGGAGAAGUGUUGUUUACAGAUGAUAGAAAAGGGGCAUAAACCGAGCAAUGUUUCUUUUAGGAGAAUCAAGGUGCUCAUGGAAUUGGCAAACAAGCAUGAGGCCCUUCAGAAUUUGACAGAGAAGAUGGCUAUGUUUGGGCCUUCAACACAAGUUCAGGAAAGAGCAGAAAAUAUGGUAGAGAUAUCAGAUUUAGAAUCACUUCCAUGUUGAAUCAGAUAGUCCCAAACAUACUGCAAAAGCUGUAGGACUCCUAAGCAAAAGGCUUAAGGUGUGGCCAAGCAAAGGUGAUUUGUCUCCUUAACCAUGUGUAACUCCUAAGCAAAAGGCUUAAGGUGUGGCCAAGCAAAAGGUGAUUUGUCUUAACCAUGUGUAACCUAUGUGCUAGAAUAACAAGCAUCUAAAUUAUUGUGAUAUUUUUUUUAUCCUUGGAAGGAUUUAUUCUGAGUAUAUCAUGUAUCAGUUUCUACUACUAGUUCUCACUUAUAUGGUCUGAGCGAGGAGUGGUUUAAGAAAACUCAGAAGAACUAGAGGGGAUAGGGGGAUGCGAUGAAGGAAAUUGCAGUCAGUGUGGUUGGGUUGGGUGGAGGUUCUACUACUUUGUGGCAGGUGGAAGAAGUUUCAUCCUCAUUUAAAACAGUGUUCUACAGCCCAUAGCCAGUCCUCCCCUACGUAAGUGGACAUUGUACUGUUUAUGCAGUGAUGGUGAAGGCCAUCAAAUGUUUCUCCUUGUGCAGCCCAAGUGAGAUCUUCUCAAUUAUAAAAGGCUUUGGUUUGUCGGUUA